AUGUUUAAGGUAAAGGAGGCCGCCAUGUUUAAGGUAAAGGAGAGUCCACAGGCCGCCAUGUUUAAGGUAAAGAAGGGACCACAGGCCGCCAUGUUUAAGGUAAAGGAGGCCGCCAUGUUUAAGGUAAAGGAGGCCGCCAUGUUUAAGGUAAAGGAGAGUCCACAGGCCGCCAUGUUUAAGGUAAAGGAGGCCGCCAUGUUUAAGGUAAAGGAGGGUCCACAGGCCGCCAUGUUUAAGGUAAAGGAGAGUCCACAGGCCGCCAUGUUUAAGGUAAAGGAGAGUCCACAGGCCGCCAUGUUUAAGGUAAAGGAGGCCGCCAUGUUUAAGGUAAAGGAGAGUCCACAGGCCGCCAUGUUUAAGGUGGGCAUGUUUAAGAUCCACCCCACUGUGCCUGAAUGCAUGUCGGACGAGGCCAAAGCUUUUAUCAUGAGAUGUUUCGAGCCAAACCCGGACGACAGAGCCACGUCCUCUCAGCUGCUGGCCGAGUCCUUCCUCACCUCCCACAGAAAGAAGCCCAGACCUCCGCAAGACCCCGACGAUCCCGGCUCCUCCUGCGACUUCCACAGGAGUUUCUCGGUCCCCGUCUCUAUCCUGGUGGAAGACGUGGAGGAUUCCUACUCGGGCUUCGUGGACCUGUCCUCGUCCCUGGACCUGAGGCGACCCAUGUCCGUCCUCAGAGUCGACGAGAUCUUUGAAAGUCCCAGCAACACCAGCAGCUUCCUGUCGAUCCCGGAGGACUCCCCUGUGGACCUGAGCAGCCCCUGUUCCUCGGGGGAGAGUAUGGGUUUGUUCAUGCUCCGGAAAGACAGCGAGAGACGAGCCACUCUCUACAGGGUCCUGACCGACUACAUCGCCCUGGUGGUCUCACACAUCCACGACACACAGAGCGGGGAUGGGCCGUGUCUCUCCGAUGGCGACAUCACUGAGCUCAUUGGCGUCUUACGAAACAACAUCCGCUCCCCAGACCGGAGGCAGCUGAGCACCGGCCUCCUGAGCCUCCGGAGAAGGCUCCUCUCUGAUGAAGUACCACUGAACAGCCUGCAGGGGGUGCUCUUCAGCUUCCAGGACGCGGUGAAAAAGGUCUUGAGACAGCAGCAGGUGAAGCCUCAUUGGAUGUUUGCGUUGGACAAUCUGCUGAGACAAGCCGUGCAGGACGCCAUCACAGUUCUUCUGCCAGAGCUCAAACUGGAGCUGCAGUCUUCCUUUGAGGUUGAAGACUGCAGUCCUGAGGAGCCGCCCGAUGACGACGAUACCCCGGUGGCGAACGUCCCGGAGCAGCUCGAGGACCGCCACAGGCCCACGUUCAACCGGACCCCAAGUCCCCUCUCGGACCCCAGCUCUCCCCUCAGCGAGUCUUUGAGAGAUCUGAGACUGGAGACGAGCAGAUUGCUGAUGCAGCUGAGUGAGAAGGAGCAGGAGUACCAAGCCUUACUGAGGAAGUCCCUCCAGAGGAAACUGCAGCAGAUCGAGGCGUUCAAGAGCUCGUCCGACGGCAGCAGCGAGGAGGCGUCCGCUCCUCAGACCAGCUCCAGUCCAGAGGCGUCCGCUCCUCAGACCAGCUCCAGUCCAGAGGCGAGGGCCAUGGUCCGCUGGCUCAAGUCCGUCCACGUCGACUCGGACACAACGGACAAACUUCUGUCUCAUGAGUUCACGGUGGAGGUGCUGCUGGGCGUGGCCUGCAGGGACGACCUGCUUUACUGCGGGAUCAAGGGGGGCAUGCUGUGUCGUCUGUGGGCGGCCAUCUUGUCCCACCGGAGGACACAGCUGAGCACUCGCAGCGAGGAGAGAGAGGACGCCACGUUCUGA
Knipowitschia caucasica is the source of this 1806-nucleotide messenger RNA. NCBI's taxonomy places the organism in Eukaryota, Metazoa, Chordata, Actinopteri, Gobiiformes, Gobiidae. The record is from the annotation of a GenBank genome assembly.